Owenia fusiformis is the source of this 1018-nucleotide messenger RNA. Lineage: Eukaryota; Metazoa; Annelida; Polychaeta; Sabellida; Oweniidae. The record is from the annotation of a GenBank genome assembly.
CAUAUUUAUUUCUAAAUCAAAUGGGAUUUGAUUGAAUUGUAUUUCUAAAAUUACUAAACCUCAAUCGGGAGCUUCUUUAUAGUAUACACUUAAGAAAGUAGAGAGGGACAACAUUAAUUGAUAUGAUAAAGUUAUUUUCCUUAAAACAACAGCAAAAGAAAGAGGAGGGCGAUGGACCGGCAAAAUCUGGUGGUCAGAAGAGAGCAUCCGCUGCUCAAUUGCGGAUAACAAAAGACAUCAAUGAGUUGAACCUGCCAAAGACAUGUCACAUGGACUUCCCAGAUCCUGAUGAUCUUCUCAACUUUAAACUGUCCAUUUCACCAGAUGAGGGUUUUUAUAGAGGAGGGAAAUUCACCUUUAACUUUAAGGUCGGACAGGGUUAUCCUCACGAAGCCCCAAAAGUGAAGUGUGAAACUAUGGUAUAUCACCCAAAUAUAGACCUUGAUGGGAAUGUAUGCUUAAAUAUAUUAAGAGAGGACUGGAAACCAGUACUCACAAUAAACUCAAUUAUAUAUGGUCUGCAGUACUUAUUCUUGGAGCCUAAUCCUGAAGACCCCUUGAACAAAGAUGCUGCCGAAGUAUUACAAAACAAUAGACGGAUAUUUGAACAGAACGUUAACAAAUCAAUGCGAGGUGGAUAUGUAGGUUCAACAUACUUUGAGAGGUGUCUCAAAUGAUCCUUUAAACAGACUCAGAAAAGUGGAAUAUCUUAGCUUUUUGAUGGAAAGAACAGUGUUACUCCAUUAUGGGUGUGACAUAUUCCUAUUUAUAAGUAUCAUACUGUCAAUCUCUCAGUUUGAUUCACUAUUUAGAAAAUAUAAAUCUUAAGCCUUGUAAAAAGACCUAAUUUGGGCACAGUUUACUGCCUAUAACGGAUGUCAAUUUGAAGUCAUUUUUCGAAUGCUGUUUAUAAGACAAAGUGAGAAAUUAAAUACUAGGGAAAUGACAAAUGCGAUCCUGAAGAGGGGUAAAUUUCAAUGAAAAUAUGCACUAUCACAAUCGUCUCUCCAUUUGCUUC